This is a messenger RNA of Belonocnema kinseyi, 824 nucleotides long. RefSeq names its product probable ribosome biogenesis protein RLP24 (gene RpL24-like). The transcript has 3 exons. Gene Ontology annotation, cellular component: nucleolus. Gene Ontology annotation, biological process: ribosomal large subunit biogenesis. Bases 36 to 824 code for a protein of 262 amino acids. NCBI's taxonomy places the organism in Eukaryota, Metazoa, Arthropoda, Insecta, Hymenoptera, Cynipidae. The record is from RefSeq and is a predicted model, not a curated record.
UCUUUCAAUCACCUCGUGUUGAUGAUUUUCACAAGAUGCGUAUUGAAACUUGUUUUUUCUGUUCUUCUCGGAUUUACCCGGGUCAUGGAAUUCAAUUUGUGAGAAACGACUCAAAAAUAUUCAAAUUCUGCCGUUCGAAGUGUCACGCCGCCUUCAAGAGGAAGAAGAAUCCAAGGAAGGUGAAAUGGACGAAAGCAUACAGAAAAACCGUAGGCAAAGAACUCGCCAUCGACCCCACAUUUGAAUUUGAGAGACGGCGAAAUAUCCCAGUGAAAUAUAAUCGAGAAUUGUGGUCGAAGACUGUGGAAGCCAUGAAGAAAGUUGAAACAAUCCGGCAAAAGAGGCAGAACACUCACAUUAUGCAGAGGCUGCGAGUCGGAAGAGAGGUCGAGCAAGAGAAAAAUAUCAAACAGGUGCAACGAAAUAUCUCGCUUAUUCGAUCGCCGGCGGCUGGCCUCAAAGAACGGAAGAAACUCGAGGAAGCUAUGCAGGAAGGAGACGAGUCGAUGGUUUCUGAACUCGCUGAUGAAGUCGACAUCACUGAAGUUCAAAGGAAUAUUUCCAUGACAAGGUCGCCAGUUGUCAAGGAACUCAAGAAAAAGGGAAAAUCCAAACAAAAAGUUCAAGAUAGUGUCCAGGAAAUGGAGGCAGAAGAAAAAAAUGCAAAUAGUAAUGUCAGAUUUGGUGCCAAAGGGUUGCCGCCGCGGCAAAUUGAAGACGAAACGGUCGUCAGUGGCUUUGAGGUCGUCAUCUUACGCAGUUCGCUACGCAAGUCGAUCAUGAAAACGAGGCGAGAAGAAGGGCCAGUAAAAAUAAAAGCGUGA